AGGGAAGACACUGAGGAUGUGGGAAGAGGACAAGGGACCGGGAGAGUCUGCGGGGGUGACGAGCUCCCUCGGGUGUCAGAAAUAAGCUGACACAAGACAGGUCUCACUCUGGCAAGCUCGGCGAGUGGAGUCAAGAAAGGACGCGCCACAGCAGCUGCCCGGUCCGCCGACCCCCAAUCCCGGCCCCCGGCGCCCAUGGCCUCACCCGGACCCCGCGCCUUGCGUGCUGCGCUCUGCGGCGGUUGUUGUUGCCUCCUCCUGUGUGCCCAGCUGAUUAUAGCUGGUAAAGGAGCUCCAGGCUUUGGGCGGAUUGCCUUGAUCCGCCUGAGCGUCUGGUCGACUGUCCAUGAAGGCUGCAAACACCUGGCCCAGUGUGAACGCUGUGUGGACAGAGCCCACAACCUCUCUGAUUGCGUCUGGCAGCAAUGCGGGCCAGAGGAGCCAGGACAUUGUGUGGUCCAAGCUGAAGUGGACAAGGAGGGUUGCCCUGUCUAUAACCGGUCAGAGUCAUGCCCAGCAUCCCACCACCAUCCCACCCAUGAACCAAAGACAAGCACAACAGAGAGUCCCCUAGUCCCUGAAGCCCACAAACCAGGUUUUGACGCAGCCAGCUUCACCGGGGGCAUUGUACUGGUGCUGAGCCUGCAAGCCACAGCCUUCUUUGUGCUGCGCUUCCUCAAGGUCAAGGACAGCACUUACCAAACACUAAUGUGACCCCACUGGUCCUGGCUCCACCUUGAAGGGACAGAGGACUCAGAGGCCACCCUCUUGAUUGCCUUCUGGGCAUCGGGGCUGGGACUUUGGACACCAGUUUCCAGUCCCAGUAGGCACAGAGCACCAGGCAGGCUUAGCGUUGAUGGCUGACAUUCUUUCCUGUCCUGGGCCUGGCGCCUGUAGCUGAGAGCAGCCUUCAACCUCCUCAUGUCUCAUCCAACCAGCUGGACCACCAGCUUAGUACCAGAGGUCUGAUGCUUCUACAACCCAGUCUAGAG
Molecule: messenger RNA, 992 nt
Organism: Microtus oregoni (creeping vole)
Lineage: Eukaryota; Metazoa; Chordata; Mammalia; Rodentia; Cricetidae
Gene: Cd164l2
Product: CD164 molecule like 2
Exons: 7
Coding region: 196-714 (172 amino acids)
Cellular component (GO): cytoplasmic vesicle
Source: RefSeq, a predicted model, not a curated record